GCUCGGAAGGGGCGGGGCCCCGCCGCAGCGGGAAGAUGGCGGCGGGCGGCGGCGGCGGCACCGGGCCGGGCGCGGGGCCCGGCGGAGGCUCCGCUGCCCGCAGGGGCAGCGCGGGCCGGGACGCGGAGGCCGAGGUUUGGUGCCGGCGGGUGCGGGAGCUGGUGAGCGCGGUUCCCGCCAACCGCCUCUGCUUCGAGUGCGGCCAGCGCGGCGUCACCUACGUGGACAUCAGCGUGGGCAGCUUCGUGUGCACCGGCUGCUCUGGGGCGCUGCGGGGACUGAACCCCCCCCACCGCGUCAAGUCCAUCUCCAUGACGACCUUCAGCGAGGCCGAGGUGCUGUUCCUGCAGGCGCACGGCAAUGAGGCCUGCAGGCGGGUCUGGCUCGGCACCUUCGACCCCCGGAACUCGCUGCUGCCCGACUCCCGGGACCCGCAGAAGGUGAAGGAGUUCCUGCAGGAGAAGUACGAGAAGAAGCGAUGGUACGUGGCACCAGAGCAAGUGAAACCAGAACAAGUGAAAUCCCAAAGUACCGCAGCAGAGCCAGGGCCCCCCCCACGCCCUGCGUGGGGACACAGCGACACUGGCACAGGUGAGACCCGCCCACUUCUGGGGGUGCCCAGGGCGGGGGGCGCCACCCCUGACCCUGCGGUGCCCCCCCAGCCCCGGCCGGCCGCCCACCCCCCUCCCCAGCCGGCCCGAAAGGCCAGCACCGACCUGCUGGCAGACAUCGGGGGGGAUCCCUUCGCCAGCCCCGCCCCGGCGCCCGCCUUCGCCGCUUUCCCCGGCCCGGCCCCAGCCCGCUCUGCCUUCCCCAGCUUCACUGCCUUUGGAACCAGCCCUGGAGCGCCAGCGCUGGGGGGAGCCGUGCCUCCCUUCCACAUCCCACCCACCACCACAGGCUACACCAACCCCUUCACGGCCCCCGUGGCCCCCAGACCCUCCACCAACCCCUUCCAGAGCAACGGCCCCGGUGCUGCUUUCACCUCGCCCCCUGCCCCUGGAGGGUUCCCCAGCCCUUUCCAGGCUGAUGGUUUGCCUUUCGGCGGGUUCAACGUUGCCAAAGCUUCCACCAACCCCUUCGUGACGGUCCCGACCCCGGCAGCGCCGUUCGGCACCAGGCACCCGACCACCAACCCGUUCCUCUGACCGCGGCUGCGGGUGAGGGGCUCGGCCGAGCCCUCGGAGCCCUCACGGCCCUCGGAGCCCUCAGAGCCCCCCGCGGCUGCGUGUGGCGGCCCAGGCCGUGCACCGCUCCUCCCGCCUCCGCCGGGACCACCGUUCUAUUUUUGUUCCGAGAGAUUUAUCGUGAUAUCUAAUAUAUAUUCGAUAGAAACGGC
This is a messenger RNA of Oenanthe melanoleuca, 1339 nucleotides long. It is a transcript of the gene AGFG2, whose product is annotated as ArfGAP with FG repeats 2. The record is from RefSeq and is a predicted model, not a curated record. NCBI's taxonomy places the organism in Eukaryota, Metazoa, Chordata, Aves, Passeriformes, Muscicapidae. Gene Ontology annotation, molecular function: GTPase activator activity.